AUGAGGUACUGCCCAAACUUCAUCAGCAGGGCAGAGGAACAGGAGCUGGACAAGUUGCUGGAAGCUGGUCCAUGGCAGUUCCUUGCUGAUGCAAGGCUUCGGCACAUCAAAAGUCGAGCCCAGCAGUUCUUCGGCUUGGUGUAUUAUCAGACAAGCCACGAACUGCCAGCCCUCCAGCCAAAUCACCCUGCUUCUCAGCGGGAGGCUAGACCACUGCAAGAGUUACCAGAAUGGCUGAUGCAGCGAAUCGUGGCCACCGGCGCUUUCCCCAGGGAAGGACUCGGAGACUCGCUGCAAUUCGCAUGGCUGUUGCUGCCAGAGCAGGAGAUCCGCAGCGAUGGUGCCGACCAUGGCAAUUGGGUGAAGAUCCUUCUGGAACCCAGGCACACUGCCAUGUGGUGCUGUGUGAAGAAGAAUCCCGGCACGCUUGCCGCAGAAAGCGCAGCGCCGCAACUGCAAAGACUGAAGGUCGAGGCUCCCGCGUUCUUCAUGCCGAAGUCGCCAGAGGUGCACCUCUGA
Molecule: messenger RNA, 519 nt
Organism: Effrenium voratum
Lineage: Eukaryota; Dinophyceae; Suessiales; Symbiodiniaceae
Source: the annotation of a GenBank genome assembly